Messenger RNA from Aureobasidium vineae, 1179 nucleotides. NCBI's taxonomy places the organism in Eukaryota, Fungi, Ascomycota, Dothideomycetes, Dothideales, Saccotheciaceae. The record is from the annotation of a GenBank genome assembly.
AUGUACACCUCGACUGUUCUGCUGGGCUCGGUCCUUGCCCUCAUCGCAAAGUCCAACGCUCACGUUGUCAUGAACACCCCCACACCAUACGGCUUCAAUACCCUCCAGACCUCGCCUCUCAACGGUCAAGGCUACAACUUUCCUUGCCAAAGUGGAAGCCGUGCCAAUGCUUUCGACGCUACUGGUGUUUCCAACCCCAUGAAGGUCGGCGAAGACAACGAUCUCAAGUUCACUGGUAGUGCUGUCCAUGGUGGCGGCUCUUGUCAACUCAGUGUGACCUACGAGUACCCUCCUCCUGCCGACAAGUCCAAGUGGAAGGUCAUCCACAGUUAUAUUGGUAGCUGCCCAGUACAUGCCGAGGGAAACAUUGCUGAAGUCGGAAAGGAUGUUGAUGGAAGGCCAACUGGAGCUCAAUGCACUGGCGAUAACCAAAGCGAGUGUCUGAAAGACUUCAAGUUCCAGAUUCCUGAAGGUAUGAAGAACGGCAAUGCCACUCUCGCCUGGACUUGGUUCAACAAGGUUGGAAACCGCGAGAUGUACAUGAACUGUGCACCUAUCUCGAUUACCGGCGGUUCCGACGAUGACACUUUCUUCAACAGCCUCCCUGAGCUCUACGUUGCCAACAUCCCUAAUGAAUGUAAAUUCAUCGACCAAAGCCUCGUUGUCGGAUUCCCUGACCCUGGCAAAUUUGUUACUUACGGCGAAGCUGCCACACCUGGCAACUUUGGCUGUCCUACCAGCGCUGACACUGCACCUGGCUCCGGGUCGAACUCAACCCAGAGCUACACAUCAGCUGUUCCAUAUGUUGCCAGUUCUCCUGCCACUGCUCCUACAUCUUACGCCGCAGCGCCUUCACAGUAUGCUCCUGUUCCCAGUCUGGCCACAUCUGUCAGCGCUGCUCCCAUGCCAUCUGGCACUGGCUACGCCGCAUCUGUCAACGACACUUCUAGCGCUUGCACCGGAGGCAAGGUCUCAUGCCCAUCUCCAGGUGCGCUCGUGUGCAUCGACGAGAACACCUUUGGCAUUUGCGACAUUGACAACUGCGCUGUUCCUCGCCCCGUUUCUCUUGGUACCACCUGCUUAAACAACGUUGUCUCCAAGCGCGAUGUCGUGAGAAGAAGAAGCUCGAGAAUCCACCGUCACAUCCCCAACCACAUCCACCACAAGCACAGCUUCUGA